Messenger RNA from Staurois parvus, 459 nucleotides. The record is from the annotation of a GenBank genome assembly. NCBI's taxonomy places the organism in Eukaryota, Metazoa, Chordata, Amphibia, Anura, Ranidae.
GGAAGUGUCAGGUUGGACGCUCUAUCCUCACAGACUGCGAGCGGACGGUUCCUGGGUGGCGUGUUGUGGCCCGGGGGGAGCGCAGCGUCACGUGACAUGGCCGAAUCCUCCGGGACGGCGGUGGGGGGAGGAGCCGCGUCCAGUACGGUGACCACUGAGAGCGAGGCCCAGCCGGAGCCGCGCUCACUGACACUGAAGCUUAGGAAGAGGAAGCCGGACAAGAAGGUGGAGUGGACGUGUGACACCGUAGACAAUGAGAACCUGGGGAGGCGCUCUUCCAAAUGCUGUUGCAUCUACGAGAAGCCGAGGGCUUUUGGGGAAAGCUCCACCGAGAGCGAAGAUGACGACGAGGGCUGCGACAGCUCCCACUGCAUCCGGGGCCACAAGAAGAAAACACCCGGGUCCGGAGAGGGCCCGCCACCUUCAAGCCACGAGAACUCCGGCGCCAUGCAGCACUGA